This is a messenger RNA of Lizanozyma spartinae, 537 nucleotides long. It is a transcript of the gene SNL1, whose product is annotated as Snl1p. NCBI's taxonomy places the organism in Eukaryota, Fungi, Ascomycota, Pichiomycetes, Serinales, Debaryomycetaceae. Gene Ontology annotation, cellular component: cytoplasm; nucleus; membrane. The record is from RefSeq and is a predicted model, not a curated record. Bases 1 to 537 code for a protein of 178 amino acids. Gene Ontology annotation, biological process: protein stabilization. Gene Ontology annotation, molecular function: protein-folding chaperone binding; adenyl-nucleotide exchange factor activity. The transcript has 2 exons.
AUGCAAAACAAUACCCAAACCCCACCACCAAUGGACGUAUUGAAUGCCAAGGUGAAGACCUAUGUGAAACAACUUACAGAUUCAACUCUCAAGGAAAUAGUUUCUGAUUUCCAAGAGUUUCGUUUAACUCCUGCAACAGUAGUGGUUUCACUUACCACUAUAGCUGCCAUCAUAGUAGUUGCUCGGUUAUUUGGAAGUAGUAACACACCCAAUCAAAGUAGACCCAAGAAGAAAAAGAAGAAGCUUACCAAAGCUCAAAGGGCCAACAAUGAGAUCCAGGCGAUCUUGGAUCAUGUGGAAGAAGUUUACGUUAAAGAGAUUGAAGAGUUCUUGAAUAACUUCUCUCAUUUAACCAAAGAUGAAAUGGUUUACAAAUACAAAUAUUUUGAAGAAAUGCUUCUUAAGGAAUUGAUGAAACUAGAUGGCAUUGAUGUUUCUGAUAGUAGCAAGUUAAGGGAAAACCGUAAGAAGGUUAUUAAGUUUGUUCAAGAUCACCAAAAACGACUUGACCAGUUCAAAGAAGAAGCUUUAUUUUAA